UUGCUUGAAAGCUACUCUGGUCGCUUUCACUGACACCGCGUUUUCCUUCUUUCUUGUGGUCCAGUCACUCCCUUUCCUCUCAAAGUCAGUGCAGAGGUUUCCAGGCGGAGCUCGAUCUAUGAAAUGCUCCAGCAGCGUUAGAGGUGGGAUUGGAUUGAUAUCCAAAUCCAAAUAGAGGAGUGCAGUGCAAUUCAAGUCCAACCAAAGCAAGGGACAUAGUUUCCUAAUCGAAGCCACGGACAGGAAGACACAAAAGAGAUCUGAACCUUAAGCAUCGAUGCAGCAAGUGGACUGAUGACUAGCAGCUACUAUCUACUUCAUUGAUUCUGCACCCACACACAGUCAGCUGGUCACAAACCUCCCUUCCUGGGGUCACUGUGCAGAAGAACGUAACAGCCUAGCCUAGGAGAUGAAGGGGGCCAUGGUGAGCGUUGCCACCGGGGUGAUGAACUCCCUGCUUGACAAGCUCACCACGCUGCUGGGUAAGGAAUUCAGCUGGCUGCAUAAUGAAGUGAAACAUGACAUUGCCUUCUUGAGGGAUGAGUUGAGCUGCAUGAACGCUCUGUUGGAGAAACUGACUGACAUGGAGGUGCUUGACCCUCAGAUGAAGGAGUGGAGGAAUCAAGUGAGGGAGAUGGCCUACGACAUAGAGGAUUGCAUUGACGAUUCUUUCAUGCACCAACAGAGACCUGGUGGAAUCAUGGGAUUCUUUCAUGACUAUGUUCAGAAAGUCAAGGAGCUGUUAGGUCACCAUGGGAUUGCUCAACAGAUAAAAGAGCUCAAGGGUCGCAUUGUUGAGGCAAGUCAUAGAAGAAAGAGGUACAAGUUGGACACUCAAGUUGAUCCUGGAACCACCAAUGUAUUGUCCAUUGAUCCUCGAUUACCUGCACUCUAUGUUGAGUCAUCCGAACUUAUCGGUAUUGAUGUUCCGAGGGAUCACCUCAUCAACUUGCUAGGUGACGGAGAACAGUCACUGAAGGUGAUUUCAAUUGUGGGUCUUGGAGGAUUAGGCAAAACUACCCUUGCAAAUGAAGCAUAUAAAAGAAUUAGCGGGCAAUUCAAUUGCCAGGCUUUUGUGUCAGUGUCCCAGAAACCUGAUGUAAACAAGAUUCUACGGAGCAUACUUUCUCAAAUCAAGAAUCGAGAUAAAGCUAACACCGAACCAAAGGAUGUGGAGUGGCUCAUAGAUGCACUGAGGGAUUUGCUCAAGGACAAAAGGUACUUUAUCGUAAUUGAUGAUAUAUGGGACACACAAGCAUGGAAAACAAUAAAAUGCGGAUUGCCUGGGAAUACUUGUGGUAGUAGGAUACUAGUGACAACAAGAAUUGCUACUAUUGCCAAAUCCUGUUGCUCCCCUCACCAUGGCACAGUUUAUGAAUUAAGGCCACUAAGUGAAGCUGACUCCAUGAGUUUAUUUUUUAAAAGAAUUUUUGGCUCAGAAGACCUCUGCCCAGCUAACCUUAAAGAUGUUGCAGUUGAAAUCAUUAAAAAGUGCGGUGGUCUGCCCUUGGCAAUAGUUACUAUGGCUAGUUUAAUGAGUACUAAAUCAGUCAGAAGAGAAGAAUGGGUGAGUGUUUGUAAUUCAAUUGGUCUGGGGCUUCAAAGUUACAAUGUGGAAGGAAUGGAAAGGAUUUUAUCCCUUAGUUAUUGUGAUCUUCCCUACCAUUUGAAGACAUGUUUAUUAUAUCUAAGCAUGUAUCCAGAAGACCAUGAGAUCGACAUGUGUCAGCUUGUAAGGAGGUGGAUAGCAGAAGGGUUCAUCAAGGCCAAAAGUGGGAGAAAUUCAGUAGACGAAGGGAAAUGCUAUUUUAACGAACUUAUAAACAGAAGUUUGAUCCAACCAGUAGGUUUCGGGCUUGAUGGUCAAGCAACGGCAUGUCGUGUGCAUGAUAUGAUUCUUGAUCUCAUUGUAUCCAAGGCCGUCGAAGAAAAUUUUAUCUCCUCCGUUGGUGACCAAAUGCAUACAUUGAUCUCCCAAGGCAAAGUUCGCCGACUCUCGGUUGACUACCGUGGGCAAGAAGUUGCCAUGUCACGGUCAUCCAUGAUUUCUUCGCAUGUCAGAUCUCUCGGCAUAUUUGGGUAUUCUGAAAAGAUGCUUCCUAUUUCAAACUUCCGAGCUCUAAGAAUGUUGGAUUUAGAGAGUAGUGCGAGAUUGCAAAACUGUUAUCUCCACAAUAUAGGGGAUCUAUUUCAGCUGAGGUACCUACGGGUUGCAGCAAGCGGCGUCACGCAUCUUCCGGAGCAAAUAGGAGAACUGCAGUUUCUGGAAACAUUGGAUCUGUGUCGUACAUGGAUAAGAAAAUUGCCGCCAAGCAUUGUAAAAUUGCAACGGCUGAACUUUCUAUCUGUUAAUGGUUCGCAAUUACCGGAUGGAGUCGGAAACAUGCAAUCUCUGGAGGAACUGUCAGGUUUAUCGGUCUACAACGAAUGCUCAAUAAAUUCUUUGCAGGAGUUGGGAAGCUUGAUGAACCUGAGAACUCUUCGGCUAACUUGGCACAUCAGUGACUCACGCAAUGACAGAACAGCGUACACAGAUAUCUUGGCUUCAUCACUUGGCAAACUUGUUGGUUCCAGCCUUAGAUGUUUGCGCAUUAUCAGGGGACAUGGUUCUGUUGACAUCCCUUUUGAUUCUUGGCCCUCACCUCCUCAUCUCCUGCGAGAAUUAGACAUCCCGGGGUGCUGUUUCCAAAUGAUCCCAGAGUGGAUGGCCUCAAUGGCCAACCUCUCCACGCUGCACCUCAGGGUUAAGCAAGUGACACAGGAAAUCCUCCAUGUCCUCGGGGACUUGCGAGCGCUGCUAGACUUGGAGUUACGAUCAGAAGCUGCAGAUGGUCCCAUGGAAAUGCUGGUUGUCUGCAACAACAGGUUCCGAUGUCUGAAGAUCUUCCGCUUGUACGGCCAGAUCAUGGGUCUCAUCUUUGAGGCUGGAGCGACGCCACAGCUCGAACGAUUCUCCAUUGAAAUCAGAGCACGUCAGGCGCAAUCUGCAUUUGCUGACCAUCCUGAUCUCGGUAUCCACCACCUUACUUCCCUCAGGGAUCUCAAUGUCUGGAUUGACUGCGAAGGUGCGAGGAUUGAAGAGGUGGAGAUGCUCGAGGCUGCUAUCACGGAUGCAACCAAUCUACUUCCCAACCAUCCCACACCACGUUUAUAUAGAGUAUGAUGUGUACGAGGAAGACACCAAGCUAUUUUCCCCCUCCAGACCACGAAUUACUCAAGAACGUUGCAGUCCAAAAAAAAUUGAUUUCUCGAAAAAAGAACCCCGUUGCAGUCCAAAUUCAUGUUUAUGAAUGAUGUGAUAAUGUAUUGCACUGCAGAGUACAUACUCUUUUUUGCUAUUGCACUGCAGAAUAUCCUUGUUGUGACACCAGUGACUUUUGUUCGGUUCCUUCCAAGCGAACUUGAUCAAAUGCGCCUUUAAUUAGUUUGUGAUCGCUCUACUUAUCUGCAGAACGAAAUCAUGGGUGUCAGGACAGGGGGUUUAAAACGAGGAUUGCUUGUUCGAUUAUUGUCUCAGAUCAGAAUUGUUGCUGCAGUGGAUCCAAGUUAUAUUACUCACUGGACAUCCAAAGCAUUGGAAAAAUAAAAAAGGCUUUGUUAUUGUUGUUGGACAUCCAAAAUGUGCGUACAUUUUCUUGGUGCAUUAGAGUGCUCAGUCUCUCUCUCUCUCUAUAUAUUUUUUUUUGCCGGGAACUUGCUCAAUCUGUUUAUUACUUUUGAGUUUUUAAGCUCUAUUUUAGCCUUUUGUACUAUUCCUUUUUUCCGAGAACCGGCUUCUAUGUUAUUUGUAGCAUUCAUUUGAUUCCAUGUGACGAGAACACAUCAUAAGCUUAAACCGUGCUCUGUUCUGA
This is a messenger RNA of Phragmites australis (common reed), 3851 nucleotides long. Its product is annotated as disease resistance protein RGA5-like. NCBI's taxonomy places the organism in Eukaryota, Viridiplantae, Streptophyta, Magnoliopsida, Poales, Poaceae. Gene Ontology annotation, molecular function: ADP binding. Bases 410 to 3163 code for a protein of 917 amino acids. Gene Ontology annotation, biological process: defense response to other organism. The transcript has 3 exons. The record is from RefSeq and is a predicted model, not a curated record.